AUGGCAAAUUCAGGGAGUUCUGGUAACAUAACUUACACCGAUAAGCAGCUUGUAGCUCUGGAAGAAAUGUAUGCUCAAUGUCCAUAUCCAUCUGCUUCUCAAAGGCAACAGAUGAAGCAUGACUGUCUAGCGCUUAAGGACGUUGAGGAUGAAAAAAUCAAGGUUUGGUUUCAAAAUCGCAGGAGCCUUGAUAAGUUGGAGAAAGACAACGCGGAGUUUCACUUGGUUAGGGAGAGAUUGAUUGCUACACACUCCCUUUUGAAGGAGGAAAAUGACAAAUUGAAACAAACAGUGAUGGACCUGCUCUAUGAGAAUGAUUACUUGCAGCAAAACUGUAGGAUGCGUGUCAAGAACCUCUAG
Messenger RNA from Coffea eugenioides, 360 nucleotides. Its product is annotated as homeobox-leucine zipper protein HOX9-like. Lineage: Eukaryota; Viridiplantae; Streptophyta; Magnoliopsida; Gentianales; Rubiaceae. The transcript has 2 exons. Bases 1 to 360 code for a protein of 119 amino acids. Gene Ontology annotation, molecular function: DNA-binding transcription factor activity; DNA binding. The record is from RefSeq and is a predicted model, not a curated record.